Molecule: messenger RNA, 1269 nt
Organism: Gracilinanus agilis (Agile Gracile Mouse Opossum)
Lineage: Eukaryota; Metazoa; Chordata; Mammalia; Didelphimorphia; Didelphidae
Gene: SKP2
Product: S-phase kinase associated protein 2
Exons: 10
Coding region: 1-1269 (422 amino acids)
Molecular function (GO): protein binding
Source: RefSeq, a predicted model, not a curated record
AUGCACAGGAAACACCUCCAGGAGAUUCCCGAUUCCAGCAGCAAUGUUAAUAUCACCUUCACGUGGGGAUGGGAUCUUAACAAGACUUCAGAUUUGCUUUCCGGAAUGGGGGUCGCAGUUCUGGAGAAGGAAAAGGUGGACAGUGAAAACAUCCCCCAGGAGCUGCUCUUAACCCAAGGCCCUGCUCCAAAAAAACAGAAGGUGAAAGCGAAGGAAAAGGACUUUGUCAUUGCUCGCAGGCCGAGGCAAUCCAGAGAGAACGGUUCAGGAAUUUCCUGGGAUAUGCUUCCGGAUGAAUUGCUUCUCAACAUCUUCUCAUAUUUAUCUCUGCCUGACCUUGUAAGAGUCUCUGGGAUUUGUAAGAGGUGGCAUCGCCUCUCGUUUGAUGAAUCACUGUGGCAGACCUUAGACCUGACAGGGAAACACUUACUACCAGGGGUAAUUGGGCAGGUGCUCUCUGUAGGUGUGGUGGCAUUUCGUUGUUCAAGGUCACAUGUUGAUGCUCCACUGUUUAAAAAUCUCAGACCGCUUCGGGUGCAGCACAUGGACCUGUCUAACUGCAUAAUAGACGAGGCUUCCCUACAGGACAUCCUGUCUCGCUGCUGCAAACUGCAGAACCUGAGCCUGGAAGGGCUGGUGCUUUCAGAUGCCAUCAUCCGAAAUCUGGCCCAGAAUUCAGACUUAGUGCGAUUAAACCUCUCUGGGUGUUCAGGAUUCUCCGCUUCUGCACUGGGGGAAUUGCUGAGCAGCUGUACUCGAUUAGAUGAGCUGAACCUUUCCUGGUGCUCAGAUUUCACGGCAGAACACAUACAAGUUGCUGUCAACUUUGUUACAGAAAAUGUGACACAACUGAAUCUCAGUGGCUACCGGCAGAAUCUACAGAGAUCAGAUGUGGCGACGUUAGUGAGAAGGUGCCCCAAUCUGGUCCACUUAGACUUAAGUGACAGUGUCCUGCUGAAGACUGACUGUUUCCAGGAAUUACACCAGCUCAUCUACCUCCAACACCUAGCACUCAGCCGGUGCUAUGAAAUGAUACCAGCAGCCUUACUUGAACUUGGCGAUAUCCCCUCCCUGAAGACACUACAGGUUUUUGGAAUUGUAACAGAAAAUUCCCUGCCUGUGCUAAAGGAAGCGCUUCCACAUCUGAAAAUCAACUGUUCUCACUUCACCACCAUUGCCAGGCCAACAAAAGAACCAGGCAACAAAAAGAACCCCGAGAUCUGGGGCAUCCGAUGCCGCCUGAUGAUGCCUGGUCCCAAUAGCCAUUAA